Molecule: messenger RNA, 2912 nt
Organism: Sceloporus undulatus (fence lizard)
Lineage: Eukaryota; Metazoa; Chordata; Lepidosauria; Squamata; Phrynosomatidae
Product: cytosolic phospholipase A2 gamma-like
Exons: 16
Coding region: 157-1740 (527 amino acids)
Biological process (GO): glycerophospholipid catabolic process
Cellular component (GO): nucleoplasm; cytosol; nuclear envelope
Molecular function (GO): calcium ion binding; calcium-dependent phospholipid binding
Source: RefSeq, a predicted model, not a curated record
ACCAUUGGUGAGAAUAAAAAUGACUAGGGUCAUUUGCCAUUCCAUAUAUUCCAUAGCAUUCAGACCUCUCAGCCAUAUUGGAGAAAAUUCUGCCUAGGAGGACAAUAGACAUCUGAAAUCUGUAAGUUACUCGAGAAAAUAACAUCAGGAAGAGAAAUGGAAAAUGGGACUCUUAAUGAAGACAUGUUGGCCUUUAAGAAGAGUGAUACAAUCCGGAUUUCUAGAGAUAUAUCAGACAAAGAAAAAGCAACAAUUGGCAGAAGAAAAGCCAAUGUGCAGGAUUGUCUUCAGAAGCUUGGAGUUAAUUGUACUAUGAGCAGUGUCCCCAAUAUUGCAAUAUUAGGUUCAGGUGGAGGUCUGAGGGCCAUGAUUGCACUGCAAGGUGUUCUGGUGGAACUUCAGAAACAAGGUUUAUUGGAUGCUGUCAUGUAUCUCUGUGGAGUAUCAGGCUCUACUUGGUGCAUGUCAUAUAUCUACAAGCAUGAGUUAUGGGUGACACAGCUUCCCACUUUGGAAAAGAAGUUGUGUGACAAACUUACAAAUACAGCCUGGGAUCCCAAGAAAGCCCUUGAUGCCCUGGUAGAACAAUGCAAAGAUGACACAUACUCCUUGACUGAUUUAUGGGGUAAUGUUAUUGUCUAUGGAAUGGUACAUGAGCUGGAUGAUCAUAAGCUGUCCGAAGAAAGGAGAGUUUCUUCGCAUGGGAAGGUGCCUUACCCCAUCUAUGCAGCAGUGGAUUCAAGCAAAUUAGCAGAUAAUUCUAAAAUUCACCCAGAGAUAUGGUUUGAAUUUACUCCUGAUGAGGCUGGAUUCAUUCAUUCUGGAGCAUUUGUGGAUAUGAGGCUAUUUGGAAGCGUGUUUGAGAAUGGCAAACUGAGGAAAAUUAAGGAGGAAAAAAGCCUUUCCUAUUUGAGAGGUUUAUGGGGAAGUGCCAUUGCAAGUCCCACAGCAAUAGAAGAUUUUAUUAAGCAGCUGAUUUCUGGAACUGAAAAUUUAGUUUCUGGAUGUCAUUGUCUGCACUGUCGUUCUGCUUCAUGUGUAAUAAAGCUUCUGGUGCAUGCCAUAGAAAACAAGACACAUGAAUACUAUAAUGAACACAUUAGAAAUCUGAUGGAGCUCCUAAAAGCUAGGACAUCUCCACACAUCAUCCAUGAAGAAACAAAAAGAAGCACAUGGGAUGUGUUGAGAAUUCUGAGAAAAACCAUCACUUGCAUCUCUGAAUGGAAAUGGGGGACCAUCUCCAGUUAUCUCUACAAAUUCAGUGGCCUUAAUGACAAGGAUCUGAUAGUACAGAAAGACAUUCAGCUGGUGGAUGCUGGCUUAGCCAUCAAUUCUGCUUACCCUCUUGUCCUGCGUCCAGAGAGAGAGGUCAAACUCAUUCUCUCAUUUGACUUCAGUGAGGGAGAUCCUUUUGAGACUGUCAAACAAGCAGCUCUUUAUUGUAAGGAAAGUCAGAUUCCCUUUCCUGAUAUCGAUGCCUCAGAGCUGGACAAGAGUCAAGACAACCCUUCUGACUGUUACAUCUUUCAAAGCAACAAUGCCCCAGUUGUCAUGCAUUUCCCACUCUUCAAUAAAGUGAACUGCAAAGAUAAAGUAGAUGAAUGGAGAGAAAAAUAUUCCACCCUUAAUCUUUCUUACACGGAAGAGGAAAUCAAAGAUCUUCUAGAAGCAGCAAAAACAAAUGUGAGGAACAAUGCUGGAACAAUCCUGCAGGCCAUUAAAAAUGUAUCCAUUCUUUAAUAGUGUUUUAUCCCAGAGUUAGAUCCUGGGAUUAUAGCCAAAGUUUUCUUAAGCCUUUUAUAAGCUCAACUCAGCUUUAUUUGUCAUGUUAUUAAUUUUUCCAUCUGGCAUAUUGUGAGAUGGAUGCAAAAUUAUUCAUAUUUAUUAAGGACAUACUUUUAAAAAAUCAUGUGGGACUUUUUAUCGUCAGCAAUCUUACUGUCAGUGCAUCCGUGACUAAAACUGGAUGCAACUCCUUGUUUUCAAAUGUUCAAAGACAAUUCUACAUUUUCUCUUAAACCAUUUUCAAACAAGGGCCAGAAUUCACUUGGGGAGGUCCAGGCCCAACUUUAUAAGUGGAUUUAUGACUGUAGGAAAUAGAACAUUUUUGCAACAUCCAUAUUCAGCGACGGGCUAUUCUUAUGUUGUUACAUAGAGGAGCCAGCAAAAUGACCAUUGCACAUCAUUAACUAAAGCAGAUGAGAAAUCCUUGCUAAGUAGUCUAGAUCCCCUGGAAUACUCCAUAUUCAACAGUGUUUUCCUGUUUCUUACAAGUUGGCCACCAGAUGGAGCAUGUCUCAUCUACAAAAGUUAAGCCAUAUAAACUGAUGUUACUAGAAGAAUAUGUAGAUAAUUCAUUUCUGAACAACUUUUAGUCAUGUAUAAAGAGAUCUUAUAACACCUUUGAGACUAAUUGAAAGAAAGAAGUUGGCAGCAUGAGCUUUUGUAGACUUCAGUCGACUUCCUCAGAUGCAUUUAGUAGAGUGGAAAACAGGGACAGACUUAUAUAUGCCAUUGAUAUGUGAGAAUGUCAAUUCAAAUUCAAAAACCUUUAUGUAUGGAAAUUAAAUAGCAAGUCCAGUUUUAAUGAUGGUUUUUAGUGAACAAAGAUAUUGGGAACUGGCCAAUGUGUAUGGAAAUGAAGAGGCAAGACCAGUUUGGCUUUGGAAACUAGUCUAUAGAAGGGGAGAAUACAUAAAUGUAGGAUGUCUUCCUGAGGAUGGGGUCAGAUAGUGUUGCAAUGUCUGUAGUGAGCCAGGAAGCCAUUAUUCCUGUUCAAUCCAUUGCUGAGGGACUGUAGUUUAUGGAUGAAUUCCAAUUCUGCUGUUCAUAUGAUCUAUUACUCAUCAGCUAAAUUAUAUGGAAAAUCAGUGCAAAAGUAUUCUAGAACUCAAUAAAUAUUCCCUAAUUAA